Messenger RNA from Linum trigynum, 1665 nucleotides. Lineage: Eukaryota; Viridiplantae; Streptophyta; Magnoliopsida; Malpighiales; Linaceae. The record is from the annotation of a GenBank genome assembly.
CGUUAAUCCCAAAAUUGAGAAAAACAUAAAUUCGUGUGGCCGGCGUCAAAUGCUCCCUUACGGCUAUGGCCCCCAACUUUCUUUUUUUCCUUUCUCUUCUUCCAGAAAAUUUUCUCGCCUGGAAAGUAGAAAGCGGCUUCAGUUUCAAACCAAAAUUUGUGUUCCGUCUCCCAGCUGCCGUUAAACCCUCCGCCAUAUAAAUCAAAAUUCCCCGCCGAUUUCCUCUAUCUUCGCUGCGGGGAUCUGGAGCUCGUUAAAAUCUGCGGUUUCAAUGGCGUUGACGAAGCGGAGAACCGAAGAGGAUUUGUAGAAGAAGAGGUUCCGAGGACCGGGAGAUAGAAGAAGAGGAGGAGGAGCAAGCCGAAAUACUGCACGCUUAGCAAAAUGCGGACGCUCUGCGACGUGUGCGAAAACGCCGCCGCCAUCCUCUUCUGCGCCGCCGACGAGGCCGCUCUCUGCCGCGCCUGCGACGAUAAGGUUCAUUUGUGCAACAAGCUAGCUAGCCGGCACGUGCGGGUUGGGCUGGCAGUUCCGAGCGCUGUUCCUCGCUGUGACAUUUGUGAAAAUGAACCUGCGUUCUUUUAUUGCGAGGUUGAUGGUACUUCGCUGUGCCUGCAAUGCGAUAUGGCUGUGCAUGUUGGUGGGAAAAGGACGCACGGGAGAUAUCUCAUGCUGAGGCAGAGGGUGGAGUUUCCAGGUGACAAGCCAGGCCAUUUGGAGGAUCAAAAUGAUGUUACGAGGGAUCAAAUGCCGCCACCUAAAGGUAUGAAGCCAGAAACUCAGCAAGAUCGUAGGGUUUCUCCUGUUCCGGUGGCAGAGAACAACAAUUCGGUUGGCAGGAAUGGAGCAAUGGGAAACAAUUUGAUAGACCUUAAUUCCAGCCCUUGGCGGGUUAAUGGUAGAGAUCCAUCUAACCAGGGACAUGGAGGUAAUGCAGCGAAUGGAGCUAACUGAAGAGUCUGCUAAUGUUGUGGUUCUAGGACCCUUCAAGAGAGAGCAUGCAAAAUAGGUAAUACAAGGUAUGACUACCAUUCUUCGGUUUGGCUUUAAGCUUGUAAUGAGAUAUCUUUCCUGCAAAGUGUUGAUUUGAACUGGGGACAUCGUGCCUAACUACACAUGCUUCAAAUUCAUGGUGGUAGCUGGCAAAAUACUAGACCACUUCUUUGGUUUGGCAAGAAAGUUAGGAGGAAAUAGUUUUCAGUGCAUAUAUGAUCUUAUUCUUUGUUGAAGAUGAACUCUAAACUCUCUUUCCUUUUCGUGGCUACAGACGGCUCUCAUGGUACCCGAUUCUGAAGAAGACUCCAAUUGCUCGAGCUCGGCCUUUUACACCAUUGUCACCUAGGAUAUAUGGUUCGUACUUAGUAGUUAGUACACCACUGCUGCCUACGGCCAAGUUGAUUAGGAGAGAAGCUGAGCGUCUGUGUAAAGCAAAUUGCAGCUGUUUGUUGUGAACUAAGUACGAGAAACUCGACCAAUAGGGCGGUUCUUACGCUAGUAAAUGGUUAACAUUAAUACAAAACCACAUGUUGUUUGAUGUAAAGACCUCAAUAAUCAGUUCUGUUCCGCAAAUUCAUUCAUUUGUCAGAUGGCAAUGCAAAACGUUUGUGUUUCUGCCGAUCAGCAAGCAAAACAAUCUGUAUACUCGAAUAAUAUACAGACAUAAAC